CGGGGUUCCCCGGCCAGCCUUGCCCCCGGGGCUGGCUGCGAGCCGCGGGGAAGCUCGGCGCUGCCCCACGCCGGGGUUCCCCCCUCGGCGGAGGCGGAGCUCGGCCCCGCACGGCCUGCGCGGUAGAAAAGCGGCGGCGGCGGUGGGGAAGCGCAGCAGGCGGGUCCUACGAGCCCUUAAAGGAGAGCGGCCAUCCCCGACCCGGGAGGCGGAAGAGCGAAGAAACAGCAACAGUCGCCGCGGCCCUGCCUGGCUCUUGCUUGGUUUUAUAUGCACCUGGCUGGAUUAUUGCUCGCCCUGGAGAAGAAAGAGAAGGGGCAGCAGGGUGGUCGGGACUCGCCGUCCUCAGCCAUGUGCUCGGUAAGCGAGGGUAGCAGUACAGAUCCCUUGGUGACCCGGUUCAAACAGGUGGAGGAGACGCUGGAAAAGCUGCACCGGGAAAACAGGAGCCUCAAGAGUAAAGUGCCUCGGUACAAUGCCCUCUGCACCCUGUACCACGAGUCGGCUCAGCAACUGAAGCACCUUCAGCUGCAGCUCGCCGCCAAGGAGGCGACGAUCCGGGAGCUGAGGAGCAGCCUGGCCCGGCAGCCGCCCUGCUCGGGCGAGCCGGCGGCGGGGGCCGCGGGCGCCGAGCCCGCCCCCUCCCUGGUGGAAAGCCUCCUGGAGCAGCUCGGCCAGGUCAGGCAGCAGCUUAGGGACAGCGAGCGGGCCUCGGCACAGAAGGUGGAGACUCUGAGUCAGGAAGUGCAGCAGUUAAAUCAGCAACUAGAGGAGAAAAAUGGAGAGAUACAGCAGAUGAUAAAUCAGCCUCCCUAUGAAAAGGAGAGAGAAAUCUUACAGCUUCAGAAAAGCUUGGCAGAGAGAGAGAAAGCUCAGGCCACCAGUGAAGUCUUGUGCCGUUCACUUACUGAUGAAACACACCAACUUCAACGCAAAUUAGCAUCCACGGCAGAAAUGUGUCAACAUCUGGCAAAAUGUCUAGAAGAGAAGCAAAGAAGAGAAAAGGGGAAUUCAGAUGAUCAGAAUCCUAUUGAAAGAUCUAAUCAGCUGUUAGACAACGAAACUUCACUUCAAGCCCUUAUCUGCAAACUACAAGAUGAAAACAGGAUGUUAAAACAAAAAGUGGCUCACGUGGAAGACUUAAAUGCAAAAUGGCAGAAGUAUGAUGCUAGUAGGGAUGAGUAUGUGAAGCGACUCCACUUGCAGCUAAAGGAACUGAAGUUGCAACUGGAGCAACAGCAUGGCAUAACUUCGGCACAAACAAAUUCUGAGCUGAUGCAAAAGGAGAUAUUCCGGUUAAACAAGCUACUGGAAGAAAAAAUGAAUGAAUGUAUAAAAGCAAAGAAAGAAUUACAAGACGUAAAGAAGGCUAGCGAAGGAGAUAACGAGCGCAUACAAAUGCUGGAGCAACAGGUCCUAGUUUACAAAGACGAUUUUACAUCUGAGAGAUCAGACAGAGAACGAGCACAGAAUAAAAUACAAGAGCUUCAAGCAGAAGUUGCGUGUCUGCAACACCAGCUAACGAGAAGACAGGACUCGAGAGACACAACUAGUCAUUUCAGAGUUCACAUUGGUAACCAGAACCAUAUGUAUGUACAGACAAAUGUCGAACAUCUACGAGGCAACAGCCCAGGCCAAACGGGCAAGAGGAGAGCAGCUUCACAGUCUGAGCAAGCUUCUCCACCUGCAGACAAUGGAAACUCAGGAUCAGAGGGCAGGGCACAGGGUGAACUGAGGUGCCCUCAUUGUAUGAGGUUUUUCAACGAUGAACUCAGUGAUGAAUUUCUCAAACAUGUUGCUGAAUGUUGUCAGUGACCACGUGAUGUGAGGAGUGUAAGUUAAUCACUACUUUAUAGAAAGUAAAACUUUGCUCUAUACAUAUCUCCUACAGUCCUAAAACAGAGUAAUUUAAAUGCACAGCUCUUAGGAAUUAGGAGGAUGAGCAGUAUCUACCUCUUACUUGAUUUCACUUUCUCUUGGGCUGUAUGAAAGACUUCAAGAUAAAGCAAAGGCUUUUACAAAGAAACAUUUUUUCCAACAACUACAAGGGAAGCAAGCAUAAUGCAAAUUGUGCUACAAACUAAAGAAGCUAGCUAAGAGUAGCUAGCUUUGGAGUGCCGUUUGAUUCAGAUACAAGUCUAAUUCCUUACAGCAGUCUGAAGGCUUGUGAAAAUCACUGAACUUGAAAUAUAACUCCUUUUUCAAAGAUGGAAAGAAGCUGGCUGAAGAACUGGAGGAGGAACAACUUGACAGAAGAUAGCAGGAAAAAUUAUUUUGCUUUAUCUGGAUUAAAAUUGAAUAUCUAAAAACGCUUGUGCUCAACUGAAAGCAGGAGAAGUGAAGGAAACUUAAAAGGGCUGGUUACUAACUACAACUACUUUGUCCUUUUGCACAGAAACAAUGUAUAGGGAUAUUUAUUUUUUCUGUGCCAUAAAUAUUUUACAAAUGUGUAAAAUAUUUAUUUGUGUAAUUAUUGAUUGUAUUCAAAUUUUAUAAUGGCCUAAUGGUUAUUUUUAUAAUAAAAGUGACAGUGCAGUUGCUUUACUGCAUUAGUAAAGUAUCAGA
Dromaius novaehollandiae (emu) is the source of this 2565-nucleotide messenger RNA. It is a transcript of the gene TNIP2, whose product is annotated as TNFAIP3 interacting protein 2. The coding region runs from base 271 to 1815 and encodes 514 amino acids. Lineage: Eukaryota; Metazoa; Chordata; Aves; Casuariiformes; Dromaiidae. Gene Ontology annotation, biological process: positive regulation of canonical NF-kappaB signal transduction; regulation of transcription by RNA polymerase II; cellular response to lipopolysaccharide. Gene Ontology annotation, molecular function: K63-linked polyubiquitin modification-dependent protein binding. The transcript is spliced from 6 exons. The record is from RefSeq and is a predicted model, not a curated record.